GAGUCUUAACGGAUGAUAUUAUAGGUGUGGCCAUACCCAUUUAUAGAUAAUUUACGUCUUCGGUUUUAAAAUAGGGUGAAGUUUUUUUAUUAAAUGAAGUGAAAUACUCCAUCUUAGUAGUAAAAUAUAAAAAGAUUCCGAGAAGAAAUGUAAUAAUGAGUUGGCACUGUUUGUUAACCAAAAUCUGUCAAUAAAAAGGGCAAAGACAGAAGAGAGGCAGUCAAAUUAGAGAGAGAGAGAGAAACAAGUUUGUGCAAUAGAUGCAGAAGACAUAAUCGAAAGAGAUGGGGAGGGCUCCUUGCUGCGAUAAGGCAAAUGUGAAGAAAGGGCCAUGGUCGCCUGAAGAAGAUGCAAAACUUAAAGAAUUCAUCAAUAAGUACGGCCCCGCCGGAAACUGGAUUGCUCUCCCUCAAAAAGCUGGUCUGAAAAGAUGCGGUAAGAGCUGCAGGUUGAGAUGGCUCAAUUAUCUGAGGCCCAACAUCAAGCACGGUGAAUUUUCCGACGAGGAAGACGGAAUCAUCUGCACGCUAUAUGCAACCAUCGGAAGCAGGUGGUCGGUCAUAGCAUCUCAGUUACCGGGGAGAACAGACAACGAUAUCAAGAACUACUGGAACACAAAGCUCAAGAAGAAAAUCCUCGGAUUGAAUCAACCCAAAUUCCAACCACCAUUUUCGUCCCUCUCUAAUCUCUCGCAUUUGUACACCUCGUUUUUCGAUCAACCUAGGAAACCUCUCCCGCCCGACUCCAUAAACUUUGUAGCUCCACAAAAUAGUACUAUUCUCUACUCCAACACCGCCCAGCAGCAUGAGGAAUUUCACGCCUACUAUCCCAUAAAAGACAACAUGCUUGUCUUCGGACAGAACGACGCCGCCAGUUGCUCCUCCUCGGAUGGGAGCUGCAGCCAGAUCAGCUACGGCGCCAAGGACCGCGUCGUCAAAAAUGAACAAAUUGGAUUUCUGCACGGUUUCAUCGACAAUCCAAAUUCGUUGGCGCUUGAAGAUCCCUUGGGAUCGAUUUUCGAUCAUCACAAGCAAAGAAAUAUUGGGGUUUUGGAGAACAGUCAGUUGCAGUAUGAUCUAGAGGAAGUGAAGCAGCUCAUUACCAGUGGCGGCGGCGGGGGAGGAGGCGGCGGUUUGUUGUUCGGUGAUGAGAGCAAGGCUGAUGAAGCGAUGGGGAUGUACUACUUCUGAUUAUAUUGCCAAAAAAAAAAAAAAAAAUUAAUGAAGGGAUUGAGCUUAAUUUCUUUAAUAAUUGAUGGUAAAUAGUUAAUUUCUCUUCUCCUUUUUUUGCGCUUGUUUUAGGCAGAUUUUAAUGGAUAAUUUUGUGAGGUUAUCGUUGCUAUAAAUUCCCUUGUUACCGGUGGGUAAUUUGUUCUACUAUUACUAUAGUAUGUUGUUUUAAUCUAUAUAUUAUCUUUUGAUAAGAAUUAUUGACAUAAA
This is a messenger RNA of Salvia miltiorrhiza (redroot sage), 1439 nucleotides long. Its product is annotated as transcription factor RAX2-like. Bases 285 to 1190 code for a protein of 301 amino acids. NCBI's taxonomy places the organism in Eukaryota, Viridiplantae, Streptophyta, Magnoliopsida, Lamiales, Lamiaceae. The record is from RefSeq and is a predicted model, not a curated record. The transcript is spliced from 3 exons.